AGGUUUGUGGAAAAACCUAGAUUUCCAAAAUGAAUAAAGAUGCCCAGAUGAGAGCAACCAUUAACCAAAAGCUAAUAGAAACGGGAGAGCGAGAACGCCUUAAAGAGUUGCUGAGAGCCAAAUUAAUUGAAUGCGGCUGGAAGGAUCAGUUGAAGGCACACUGCAAAGAUGUCAUUAAAGAAAAAGGAUUAGAGCAUGUUACUGUUGAUGAUUUGGUGGCAGAAAUCACUCCCAAAGGCAGAGCCUUGGUACCAGACAGUGUAAAGAAAGAACUCCUGCAAAGAAUAAGAACCUUCCUUGCCCAGCAUGCCAGUCUUUAACUUUGACGUUUAUCUGGGAUACAGUGUUUCUGUAUUAUGUCAAUCAUGUCAGGAUUGGAAUGCAGUUUCCAUACUUAAGGAUGGAAAUUUUUUUUUUUUUUGUAUGAUGAGUUGAAGUUUCUUUGCACUGCAUCGAUUUCUUAAACUUGGUGUUAUUUUAAUAAAAAAUUUUGUGGACUUG
Pelecanus crispus (Dalmatian pelican) is the source of this 501-nucleotide messenger RNA. RefSeq names its product ENY2 transcription and export complex 2 subunit (gene ENY2). The record is from RefSeq and is a predicted model, not a curated record. Gene Ontology annotation, biological process: positive regulation of DNA-templated transcription; mRNA export from nucleus. Gene Ontology annotation, cellular component: nuclear pore; SAGA complex. Gene Ontology annotation, molecular function: transcription coactivator activity. NCBI's taxonomy places the organism in Eukaryota, Metazoa, Chordata, Aves, Pelecaniformes, Pelecanidae.